AACUAAGAUCGGCAUUUAACGCCCAAAUUAAACUAUGCGGAGAAGACUGACGCUAUUUGCGUGUGAUAGACAGCGUCAAAUGGACCACAUGAAGUAACCCAGAAUAAGGGUUCACUCUCUCUGACCUGGACCAUGAGCAAUGACUCGCCUGUACUGACAAGCCUGACGGAGAACUCCACCGAGGUGCCAGUGUCGGUAGGACGGGUUGAGAACUAUGUGAUCCUGCUGGUCCUGCUGUGUGUGUUCGCUGGAGGUUCACUGAUCCUUCUCUCCGUGCUGUUGCUGUUCUGUCACCGCUGCUCUGUGGGCAGCCGCCGUUACUCCAGGGCCAGUGAUGAUCCAGAGAAGACUAAUAACACCUAUGUGGAGGAUUCACAGCCCACACAAGACAUUACUAUAAGGCUCGAUGAAUCAGAUGCUCUCUCACCGUCUAGCUGCCAUGAUGAAGAGACAGACAGGUUCAUGUCCACCUGCUCUACUGGCCGCCGUGUCUCCUUCAAUGAGUCAGCUCUUUACGAAAAGGAGAGCAAGACUCAGGACAAAGGACGCAGAUACACCCUCACAGAAGGGGACUUCCAUCAUCUGAAGAAGGCCCGUCUGACCCACCUCCCCCUGGCCCCUCCUCCCUCUACCCUGAAGAUACUCACCAUCAUGGAGUGUGAAUCUACAGAGAGCAGCAGCCUCAACGUCAACGAACCGCCCACUCCCAAACCUCCACUGUACCCCCUCUACCAGUCGUCUUCUGAGAGGGCUGGGCCCGCCUGGUUGGGCCAGAGCUCUGGUAGUGCCCUCCCUGGAGACAUCCACCACUACAUCCUACUGGACUCCAGACUCAGCUACAGUCCACCAAUCCUGUGCCCCCCAACCCCCCGCUCCAGAACCACGGAGGCCGUAGGGGACGGACCAUGGGUUAGGACAGAAGGAGAGAGGGAGAUUACAGGGACGAGAGGAGUGAGGGGAACGUCUCCGGUCCCCGUCCACCGGGGUUCUGUUCUGCACUUCUUCUGCAAACUGAGACGGCAUGCCAGCUUGGAGGGGGCCGGACCUUACUUCAGGAAGUGGAAGUUUGACAGCAGCCAUCGUGCCGCCAGUCUAGACACCAAAGGCUCUCCUAAGAGACGUCCGUUCCAGAGACAGAGAGCAGCCAGUGAUAACACAGACCCAACUGAAGAGGACUCACCCCCUUCUCCCCCUCUCCGCCGUGACAUCAUCCAGCCCCUCCCCUCCGCACACAGCCAGAGCAGCGGCCUCCAGCAUCUCUCUGCAGGGUCGCUAUCGCCCCCCACCUGCCCACCCUCACCCUGUCUCAGCAGGUUAGAGGUGGAGGUGGUGGUAGAGGCUGCCAGCAGCAGCAGGACAGAGAGAAACGCAACUCACCCACCACCAGAGCCCCCUGAGACCCAAGAGAGAGGGCAAGAGCCUGGGGAGGAAGCAACGGGAACAGGGACAGGGUUAUGGAGAGAAGCUGGGGCAGUGACAAGAAAAGAAGCAAGACAGGAGGUCAAUGAAUGGGUUGGGCCAGGAGAAGAGUCAGAUGAAGAUGAAGAGGAAGAGACAGAUAUUCUAGGGAUAGAACAAAAUGUGGGUAUGGGAUCAGAGAUAAUGGAAGGUCUGUGUGCAGACGAAGCCCAAGAGGGAGGAGAAAGUUUCCAGGCAGAGCUAGGAGCUGAGGCAAGGAUAAGGGCAAGGACUGCGGAUGGGUUGGGGGCCAUUCCAAAUACAGAAGCAGGGAUGGGGUUAAGAGCCAAGACAGGGGUAGGGGCUGUUCUGGGAAUAGAAAGAGAGGUCGAGACAGAAGACAGGUUUGAGUCAACGUUAGAGGUGGGGGCAAUAACAGGGGCAGAAUUAGAAAUUGAGGCAGGGCUAGGGGCAUCAGGGGUGAGGAUAAAGGCAGAUUCUGGAUCAGGGUUAGAAGGGGUGCUAAGUGCUGGAGCAGGGCCAGGGUUAUGGGAAGAUCCAGGGCCUCGAUCAAGGUCUGGGUCUGGGGUGUGUAUCAGUCGACAGGAGAGCUCUGAGACCCAGCCCUCCCUGUACAGAGACAUCUGGAGCCUGCGAGCUUCUCUGGAGCAGUAUGCCUCCUCGGACCAAAGCAGCACGGACAGGGAGUCCAUACGCAGCGACGCCGACAGCGUGUGUUCACUAGGAGGCGCUGCAGCCCGGUCCGGCUUUGCUGCCUGUCUCUCCCAGGACCUUGGCGACGAACUGGAGGAAGAAUGGGAGUAUGGGGACACGGGAAGGGAGGGGGGAGACAGAGGACAGAGGGAGACAGAGGGGGAGGGGGAAUACAGGGACACUGGAAGAAAGAUUGGGCACAGGGGGGUCCAAAGGAGAGAUAGUGAGGGAGGAGGAGGAGAAAGGGGAACCCGGGUAGGAGGAGGAGGUGAAGGGGAGGUGUGCAGCCGGAAGCUCCUGCAGAUGGACAGUGGGUACACAUCCAUUGAGGCUCCGAUAAGGGCCCCUGAGGAGCUGAGGCUGUUCGGGGCCCCUGUAGGCCCUCGUGGGAAGACGGCGUCAGAGAGAAGGCUGUUCUUCACCAGCUCUGGGAGGAAGGGCACCGUGUGUGAGAGCUUCGAGGCCAAGGUGUUCCAGGAGGAGUUGGAGGAUGAGAUGGGAAAGAGUACUGAGGUGGAAGAGAAACCUUUGAAGAGGUCCCCAAGGUCUACUAAUGGAGGAAAGACGCUUGUUCUGAAAGAACCGUCACAAUCGGUAUCACCACUAAAAUCGCUACAACUGCAACAACCGCCGCUGCAGUCGCCCCAACCCCAACCCCAACCCAGUCCCUCGCCACGGCCCGUACGCCUCCGUCGGCGUGACUACAGCAUAGACGAGAAGACAGACGCACUGUUCAACGAGUUCCUGCGUCACGAUCCCCGCUUCGACCAGCAGGAGUCGCCACUGCGCUCCCGGCACCGCUCGCGCAUCCACCUUCGCAAGCAGUGGCAGCGCCACAAGCAGUAUAGCGACCCGGGGUCUGGUGCUGGGGGGCGCUACUCGCCCUCUCUGGAGAGGCAGAGUUUCAGACCCUUACGGAGGGGCGACAGUGCGGGAUACCCUCUAGACACACGCUAUCACAGCACCCUGUCUCGUAUCGCCAGCGCAGCCGACGAGGAGACAAGUGAGGGGGCGGCUAGCGAGGGAGCAACCAAUGAGGGUGCGGUGCAUGAGAACACAGAUGUUAAGGACUCAACCAAUCAGGGCACAGGGAAUGAGACUGUAGCCAAUCAGGACACAGCUAGUCUGUCAUCUGACACACUGAGGGCUGAGGCCAGUGGGAUGGACCCGAGGGUAGACAAUUACAACAACAACAGUAGCCAAGCUUUGACUCUAUCAGAGAGUUACUCCUCUGUCCCCACACAGAACCCUCCUGUGGCUCUCCCUAAGUCCCUGAAAGACUCCCACAUCGAUCCCCCUAUUCUCCACAUUGAAGACCCUGAAUUCCCAGGCUUAAAUCCCCAUCCUCAGCCCCAGGCUCAGGCUCCAUCCCCUUGCCUGUCUGAUAAGCUUUCUGUGACCCUGGAGGACAGGCUCUACACUGGGCUGUGGAGGACAGGGCAGGGUCAGGGAGGACCAGAGUAUGUGGUUGGAGCCAUCUCCCUCUCCUCUUCCCCUGAGCCCUCCAGCCCUGUGUAGCCGGCUGACUUUUCACGCCUCCAGUUAGGACCAUGUCAUCUCACUUCAGUUCAUUCAAUGGAUGAUUUUGUUCUAUUUCUACUAUAUAGCAUUAAAUAAACAAAAGACCUUCCCACAUUUAUGAACAUUUGAACAUCUUGGCCAUGUUCUGUUAUAAUCUCCACCUGGCACAGCCAGAAGAGAACUGGCCACCCCACAUAGCCUGGUUCCUCUUUAGGUUUCUUCCUAGGUUUUGGCCUUUCUAGGGAGUUUUUCCUAGCCACCGUGCUUCUACACUUGCAUUGCUUGCUGUUUGGGGUUUUAGGCUGGGUUUCUGUGCAGCACUUUGAGAUAUCAGCUGAUGUACGAAGGGCUAUAUAAAUAAAUUUGAUUUGAUUUGUAA
Messenger RNA from Oncorhynchus masou masou (cherry salmon), 4012 nucleotides. RefSeq lists its product as uncharacterized. The record is from RefSeq and is a predicted model, not a curated record. Gene Ontology annotation, cellular component: secretory granule; plasma membrane. Bases 133 to 3630 code for a protein of 1165 amino acids. Gene Ontology annotation, biological process: negative regulation of calcium ion-dependent exocytosis; negative regulation of voltage-gated calcium channel activity. Lineage: Eukaryota; Metazoa; Chordata; Actinopteri; Salmoniformes; Salmonidae. The transcript is spliced from 10 exons. Gene Ontology annotation, molecular function: transmembrane transporter binding.